AGACAAGCGGCUAAUUUAUGGUGCCUUCACGCGUAUUGUUUAUAUUAGAGAAAUAUAAAUCAUUAUUAAAAUAAAAGUUUAUUAUAUAAAUUCAAACACAAUAUUCGUAACUAUGUCACAACCAGAUAUUUCCUGUGGGUUGGAAUUUUCAAUAACUUCCGAUUUACAAGCAUGUCUCACACAAGCGCUGCAUUCAAAUUUUUCGUUCAUAGUAGCGCCUAUAGUACAUCCACGUUUCCGUCGUCAACAUGUUUUGAACUCUGGAAAGGUUGGCGGCUUCACUAGGUCUGAUAUGAUACUGUCACCUCAAGAUUGGACUUCGCGAUUGGUUGGAAAAGUAUCUCCGUAUCUUAAUGUGGACUCUGAGGUAUCUUUAGUCAGGCAACGUCAUGAAGAUUGCUUGAAUGAAGAAUUAUCUUAUUGCCGGGGUUUAGGUUUACCUGCAAUAAUGCUGUCUUUAACUAGUCAAAAAACGAACAAUUUGGCCAGAAUCAUACAAUCUUAUUACGAGAAUUGCCACCAUCCAUCAUUGAUUUGGGCACGAGUGCCAUUACUGAAUACUAAUCUCAGAACUGUGGCAAAUGAUGAAGAUAGUGAACUCUCUUCUAAUGAGCCUUGGUUCUGGUGGUCGAAGUUCCAUGAGCGUCUUGAUUAUGACAAAAGAGUGGGUGUCAUACUCGAGCUUUCUGCAGAUUUGCCUUCACAGAAGAUGUUAAAAAGAUGGCUAGGAGAACCUGUAAAAGCCAUAGUAGUACCUACCUCUAUAUUCCACAACAACAAAAAAGGAUAUCCUGUGCUAUCACGGGCUCAUCAAGAACUAGUUGUUCGUAUGGUAGAACAUGAAGCUCAGGUAAUUGUGAGUGGAGCAAGAAGACAUAACAUAGAGUAUUAUGUGCAAUAUUUAUAUAGAAUAUGGAAAAGAAGACCAAAUCAAGCAGAUGACCCAAUGUUGAGCUAUGCUCGAGGAUGGGAGGAUUAUCUUCAAAUACCAUUACAACCACUUGCUGACAAUCUGGACACUCAUACAUACAAUGUGUUUGAAAAAGAUCCUAUAAAAUAUGACCAGUAUCAAAAAGCAAUUGCUAAGGCCUUAUUAGCUCUUCAAAAGAAUCCCAUUUUGAAUUUGGAACAAAAAACUGUAAUAGGCAACUGUAUACUUAAAAAUGAACAAAUAGAUCAAAGUGACUGCAAUUCAGAUGACAAAAGUACAAUAACAGUGAUGGUUCUGGGAGCUGGCCGUGGACCGCUUGUACGAGCUACUCUUAAUGCAGCGGAUAUCACAAACAGUAAAGUUAAGAUAAUUGCAGUAGAAAAAAACCCAUGUGCAGUGGUAGUUUUGGCGGCUCAAGUACGCGAAGUAUGGAGAGGUCGUGAUGUUGUCGUUAUUCCAGGCGACAUGAGGCACAUUAACUUAACUCCUAAGGCAGAUAUUAUUGUAUCUGAAUUGUUAGGUUCAUGGGGUGACAAUGAACUGUCACCUGAAUGCUUAGAUGGAGCCGCAGGGCUCCUCAAGCCAGGAGGAAUAUCAAUACCUUGUGCAUACACUUCACAUGUUGCACCUAUAUCAUCACCAAGACUAUGGGCAGCAGCUAAAGUUGCAGUGUCUGGUACAUCAGUUCAAAAAGACAAGAAUCUUGAGACUUUGUGGGUUGUUUAUAUGCAAAAUAAGCAUGACAUAGCAGACACUAAGUUGGUGUUUAGUUUUGAGCAUCCAGCACGAGGACAAAAGGAUCAUGAAGGGCAAGAAAUGACAGAUUAUAGAGGGUUGCCUUUGACAGAUAACCGUAGAACAGCUACUGUCUCAUGGACUGUCGAACAAGACAAUGUGAUGCAUGGUUUUGGUGGUUAUUUUGAUUGUAAAUUAUAUGAAGAUGAAAUGAUCAGUAUAGUGCCUUCAACUCAUAGCCCGGGGAUGAUUUCAUGGUUUCCUGUUUUUAUACCCAUAAAGACGCCUUUACGAGUACAUAAAGGAGAAACGAUAACUGCUACUUUUUGGAGAUGUAUAGAUACUCGAAGAGUAUGGUACGAAUGGAUUGUUGAGGUUGGAAAUCGUGUCACUCCUCUACAUAACUGUAAUGGACGUAGUUCAGAAAUGUUAUUAUGAUUUUUUAAAUAAUUAAACUAUGAUUU
Messenger RNA from Diatraea saccharalis (sugarcane borer), 2130 nucleotides. Lineage: Eukaryota; Metazoa; Arthropoda; Insecta; Lepidoptera; Crambidae. The record is from the annotation of a GenBank genome assembly.